Gymnogyps californianus (California condor) is the source of this 1662-nucleotide messenger RNA. It is a transcript of the gene SCG3, whose product is annotated as secretogranin III. Bases 1 to 1413 code for a protein of 470 amino acids. Gene Ontology annotation, biological process: protein localization to secretory granule. Gene Ontology annotation, cellular component: secretory granule membrane. The transcript has 12 exons. The record is from RefSeq and is a predicted model, not a curated record. NCBI's taxonomy places the organism in Eukaryota, Metazoa, Chordata, Aves, Accipitriformes, Cathartidae.
AUGUUUCUCAGGCUGGCGGUCGUGGUGCAGGUGCUGUCGCUGCUGGCGAGCCGGGUGCAUGGCUUCCCGAAACCCGGGGGCAAAGAUAAAGCUAUACACAACAGACAAUUAAGUGUAGAAAGACCUUUGGAGGAACAGAUUGCUGAAGCUGAGGCAGACAAGAAUAGGAAAAUAGCUCCCACAGAAAAUAAGCCAGAGUUCAGGAAUUACUCCUUUGUUGAUGACCUGAACCUGCUAAAAUCAGUAGCAGAAAGAGAGAGGAAUGAAAAGGAGAGGGAGUCAAUUAGAAGCUCUUUGUAUGAACAGCAACUGGCCGUUGAUGAUGCAGACUCCACCAAGAACCGCAGGCUUGUGGAUGACUAUGACUCCACUAAAAGUGGGCUGGAUUAUAAAUUCCAAGAUGAUCCAGAUGGCCUCCAUCAAUUAGAUGGCACUCCUUUGACUGCUGAAGACAUUGUUCAAAAAAUUGCUGCAAGAAUUUACGAGGAAAAUGAUAGAGGAGUGUUUGACAAGAUCGUUUCGAAACUUCUAAAUCUGGGGCUAAUCACGGAGAGUCAGGCCUAUACCCUGGAAGAUGAAGUGGCAGAGGUUUUACAACAGCUAAUAGCAAAUGAAGCAAAGGAGCGUGAGAAAGAGUCUGAAGAUUUUGAUUACCCUCCAAGCAGAGCAGACAGUGAUACAAAAGAAAAGCAAGAGGAAAGAAUGACACCAAGCAAAGCUGAUCAGGAUAGUUUCAUUAAUGGAGAAAUUGAUGACACACUGGAUAACACAUGGUCAUCAUCUAAUAUCUUGGAAAGAAGAAAUGAGCUGCCUUCUGAAGAUAAUUUCGAAGACCUCCAAUAUUUUCCAAACUUUUACGCACUAUUAAAAAGUCUUAACUCAGAGACAGAGGCAAAAGAGAAAGAGACCUUGAUAACUAUCAUGAAAACCCUGAUUGAUUUUGUGAAGAUGAUGGUUAAAUAUGGAACAAUCACACCAGAAGAAGGAGUUUCCUAUCUGGAAAACUUAGAUACAAUGAUAGCUGAGCAGACAAAGAAGAAGCUUGAGAACCCUUCUACUAAAACCAGAUCAAAGCUACCAGCAGACAAGAGUAGUGAAGAAGCAGACAGUACGAAGGAAGAAGCAGCUAAAAUGGAAAAGGAAUAUGAAAUUUCAAAGGAUUCUACAAAAAAUGAAGAACAAAAUGCAGCAGGGAACAGUGAAGAGCCCAGAGGGAAAGCUGAGGCGUAUUUGGAAGCAAUCAGGAAGAACAUAGAAUGGCUAAAAAAACACAACAAACAAGGUAACAAAGAAGACUAUGAUCUUUCAAAGCUGAGAGAUUUCAUUGAUCAGCAAGCUGAUGCUUAUGUGGACAAGGGCAUCCUGGACAAAGAAGAGGCUGAUGUAAUUAAACGCAUAUAUGGCAGCCUGUAAAAAGCUAGUGGCUGCCAAACAUGUAGAAAACUAGUAUAGCUUCCCCGACUCCCAGCUCAAUGACUUAUGAUCUGUUAAUUUGAGGAUAUCAUUAGAAAUGCUCUGUUUACAUUGUACUGACAACUUUCUAGACAGAAAUGAAGAGCUGUAGUGCUCUGUACACUGACUGCAUACUGUAUUUUCCUACACUCACAAAUCAACCCUAAACGCCAAAUUCUGACACUGAAUUUCUAUUUGAUAGGGUAAAUA